AGACUAGUGAAAGAUGAUUGACAGAAAACGCAGAAAAUUAAAUGUAAUUUGUAAAAAAGGAUAUUUGAUAUGUAAAUAUUGUUUUCAUAAUUGUAAAUACUAAACUGUAACAGUGCUGUGAUAUUUGUAAUGGCUGAUGAGGGAUCAGAACGAGGGUCAGAUCAAGAACUUCGAAAAACCCUUCAUAUAAUACAAUCCAUGAUUGAUGUUUCUGCUCAACGAUUAGAAGGACUAAGAACACAAUGUGCUACAAGUGCAGAAUUAACGCAGAAAGAAAUGAGAACUUUAGAGGGAAAACUCAUAACGAUGUUUUCAGAACAAUUGGUAAUAAAAUCGAAAUUAAAAACAGUAUGUGAUGAGCAUAUACCAUCACUUACACAGUGGUUGCAAGUAGUAGGUUUAGAAAAUUCAAGUAUUCUUGGUCUUUGUCAAAGGAUAUCUUCGGUUGAAGAACUCCAAGAAAAACCAGAAAAUGAAUUGAAAAGUAUUUUAAGUGAUAAAGGUUAUAAACCAGAAGAAUUGAAUAAAUUGUGUAGAGCUUUACAUAGCUUAAAAAGAUAUGUCAAUAAACUAAAACGAGGAGAUAAAGAUUGCAAUGAUAUACCCGACCUUCAUUGGGAUUCAUGGGUUCCUGAUCAUCACCACCAAGUAAAAACUGGGUUAUCACCAAGGCCAGGACGAUCUAGAUGUGCAAGAAUUUCUGUCCCAUCUGAAGAGAACUUAGGUUUGAAUAACAAUAAAGGAGGUGCAAUAAUUCCUCCUUCUUCUUCUGUGUCUAGCAUUGACACUUUGAAUGCUCAGUGUAAUGUGCUUGGGCCUCCUUUAACUCCCCCUGGUCAAGGGAGGGGGAAAGGUGCUAAAUUUCCCACCACGCCUCCCGCUAGAAGAAGACAUCAAACUGGCAUUCCACCAUCGUUAUUACCUGAAUAUCCCUUAACCAAAAGUAAAUCACACGAGUCACAACUGGCUGGUCCUAAAGGAGAAAGUGAUUCAAAGCCAAUAAAUGGUACAGGAUCUGUCGGUAGAAGAGGAAGAUUACCUACAGAACCAGGACCAAACACGAUGGGUUAUUCUAGUCCUUUAACUACGAGUCCUAUUAAGUCACCACCAUAUAAUCAUACUUUAGGUGGAGGUGACAGUGAUGAUAAUAGUUAUAAAUCUAUUAGUCUUCAAGUUCCGAAGUCUCCUCGAACUCCAACAGUGCUGGGUAAAAUAAUGACUCAUCAAAUUAAUCACAGAUUCACCAAAACGUUUAAGAUGAUGUCCUCAUGUGGAUACUGUCAAAAACCAAUUUAUUUUGGUACUGGCUUAAAGUGUAAAGAAUGUAAAUAUACUUGUCACAGGGACUGUGAAGAUAAAGUGACGCCUUCUUGUGGACUACCUACAGAACUUCUUAAUGAAUUUAAGAAAAAUUUUCCUAUGGACACGGGAACCACAUUUGUGUCUCCUACAAUGGGAAGGGCUAGUGGAAAAAAUAUGAUUAAUUCGUUAACGAGAACUAGAGCUAGAAAAAACUCACAUCCGCAACCAUCAAUAAACACUCCACCAUUUCCACCUCCCGAUUCCAGUUCCAAUACAUCUAGUUGUAAUAGUUCAACGCCGUCGAGUCCUGCAGUUCAGACCUUAACGACCCCUCAUUCUAGUCAAAAAUCUACUUUUCAUUUUCCAGACGUCACACUCGGUGAAACAACGAACGAAGUGACGUUAGAAACUCACCCGUUACCAAACGUACCUCUCUUUCAUCGGGAUCUAGUAAGUUCUCAACAAUCUACUGACAAUGAUAGAACAGCAUCACAAACCUCAGAAAGUACAAGUACGGAUUCUGACAAGACUCCUGUUCGGGUAGACUCUCAAGAUAGUCAAGUUUCUGAUAGUGAGACUAUUACUGAUGGACAUCGAUGGCCUCGACAGAAUAGUUUAUCUAUGAGAGAAUGGGACAUUCCUUACGAUGAGUUGAAAAUGAACGACAUCAUAGGAACCGGGCGAUUUGGAACGGUCUACCGGGGACAAUGGCAUGGUGAUGUAGCAGUAAAAGUAUUAAAUGUUAAUUAUUUAAAAGACGAAAAAACGUUAGAGCAAUUUAAAAAUGAAGUUUCGACUUUCAGAAAAACCAGACACGAAAAUUUAAUUUUGUUUAUGGGUGCUUGCAUGAAACCACCUAAAUUAGCGAUAGUAACAAGUUUGUCUAAAGGAUUAACUUUGUACACACACAUACAUCUCAGGAAAGAUAAAUUCAAUAUGAAUAAGACCACUAAUGUCGCCCAACAAAUAUCUCAGGGAAUGGGAUACUUACAUGCGAAAGGUAUUAUUCAUAAAGAUUUGAAAAGUAAAAAUAUUUUUGUAGAAAACGGCAAAGUAGUCAUUACAGAUUUUGGACUUUUCAGUGUAACAAAGUUAUGUUUUGGAAAUAGGCGGACGGAUAGUUUAGGCAUUCCUCCAGGAUGGUUGUGUUAUUUAGCUCCAGAAAUAAUGCGUAGCUUACACGCCCACCAACCUCAUGAUGAAGAAUUGCCAUUUAGUAAAGCUUCAGAUGUCUACGCCUUUGGGACUGUGUGGUACGAACUACUUUGUGGGGAAUGGCCAUUCAAAGGCCAACCGCCUGAGGCUGUUAUCUGGCAGGUAGGAAAAGGAAUGAAACAACCUCUUGCCAAUCUUCAAGCAUCUAGGGAUGUGAAGGAUAUAUUGAUGCUGUGCUGGUCUUUCCAUUCAAACGAUAGACCCGAUUUUAUAAGGUUACUCAACAUUCUAGAGAAGUUGCCAAAGAAACGUCUGGCGCGCAGUCCAUCUCACCCUAUCCAUCUUUCUAGGUCUGCUGAAUCUGUAUUCUAAAGUUGUUAAGUAUUUUCAAAGUAUGGUGUACCAUUUGUCCAGUAUGUGUUACUUAAAAAGUAAUUUUAUAGUUAUCCAAUAAAUAUUUUUAAUUAAUAGAAAAAAAUUGAAGCUAUGAUAUUUUCGUGCCAAGAAAAUUCAAGUUUUGACUUUGUUACACCUUGGCAUCAACCUGAAUUAAUUAUACAUUUUUUCAUUAGAAUGAUAAAGAACUGAACCAGUGAUUCAUUUUUUAUGUAACACAUAUAGACUAUAUGACAUACAAGUGAUUUUAGUGUGAUUUUUGUAAAUAGAAUAAAUGCAACGUAAAACCUCACGGAUGUCCCGGUAUUCCUUAGAGGUCAUGUAAGAACGUUAUUUUUCUAGUGUGAAUUUGAAAAACCCUCAUAAAUAUAAUGAAAGGUCUCAUUUUCAAGUUAUCGUUCAGGUUUUAAUGAAUUGUUAGCACAAGUGUCGCACUUCUAAUUGUGAGAUAUUCGUAUUCCCAUACAUUUCAUUAAUCAAAAUAAUCGAAUUUAAGUAAUAUGAUAAUUCCACUUAAUAUAUAAAUAAUGUCUUAUAGAAACGUAACUUUUUACUAGUAUUUUUAGUUUAUUUUAAUUUUAAAAUUGUAAAGAGAUCUGUUGUAUGUGCUAGACCCAGGUAUUUAGACUACAUCUCUUAAUACACUAAUUACGUUUUUGGUUUCUAAAAGUUAUUUAUUAUUUUAAAAACACAAAUUUAUUUAAAAGUAAAGAAUUACUUUAACUUCUAAAGACUAUAUCUUAACUUUUACUUUACUUUGACUUCUUCUGAUUUACAUACAUCUUCAUAUUUAUAGAUAAAAACUGCUCAACUUGAAUAAUUGUUUCACAAUAAAAAUAAUCUUAUUGAAAACAACAUUUUUCUCUAAGUAAACAUAACUAAUGUAUUUAAUGAACAUACUUGAAUAAUUACAAUGUAACUUACUCUUAGAACAUUAAUUUGUAAUUAAUGCCUAUUAUUUAAGACGGCUUCUAGGAGGCUAAUUUACCGCUUUCUAUGAUUGUCUGCUGUCCCAGGGCAUGCAGAACCUAUAUGUUCCGAUGUUUCACCUGCUUCUCCACAAAACCUGCAUUCGCUGCUGUUUUCAUACUAAUUUUCACGAGAUAUCUACCUAGUGGGUAGGUUCCUAUCGAUUCGGUGAAUUUGAUUCUUGGCCUAUACAUUCCUAUGAAUUCUUUUUGUCAUUCAACAAUACCGAUUUUAGUAAAUCAUCUACUGGGAGCAUUAUUCCAAUCCCAGGCUUAAUAUCGGUACUUUGAGCUAGUUAUCUGUUUUCUGGAGGGGUGGUUGCCAACCCAACCCUCCUUUUUGUUCCGGACUUGGGACCAACAACAGUACCAUUAGGCUACUCAGUCCAUCCAGAAGCACUGCAAAUGAAAUUCAAGUACUUUGUGGAGACGUAGAAGACGAGAUAAGAGGCAAAGUAGUAAAUAAGGUCGCGGAAUGUCUUCAGAAUGUAUUAAACACCUAAAACAAGAAACAAAGGCAUGAAUUUACAAAGCAACAAACAGACCUCUAAUGACCUAUAUAUUAGAAACAAAGCCAGAAAUAUUGAAAACCAAACAACUCUUGGAUACCAUAUAAUGGUAUCAACAAAGCCGAAUAACAAACAAGGGAUAAAUCUCAAAUUGGAGUAGUAGUUGACCAAAUUUUGUGAUUUUUGUAUUUUGCUAAAUUAUCAUUAGAAAAAAUGAUUUCUUUUUAGUUUUUAUAUUGAGAAAUUGAUUACAGUCAUACGUAGAAGUGUAGAACAUAAAUAAUUUAAGAAUUCAUUGUUUUGUAAUAUUUAUCAUCCACAAGUAUCAAUUAAAAAAUAAUCUUGUUGAUAAGCAUCUACAAUGUAUAGAUCAUUAAAUACUUGCUGUUAUUUCUUUUCGUUUUUUGAAUUGCAAUGCACAUACAUUAGGAAGGUGCUUUAGUGUCAUUAAAUAGAAUUUUUUUAUUUAUUUUUAAUUAUGCUUUCAUAGGCGAGGUAUCUCCUGACUAUGAUACCCGAUGAUACUUUUUAAGUUGAAGAGAUAAUCGCAUUUACCCGUAUAUUGGGUAGAAAUCAAAUAACUAUGAUCCAUUCACUUUAUUCAGUUUCUGAACAUCAGUGAACGUGUUAAAGUCUAAAUUAUGUGUCUAAAUUUUUAAAAUGUGUAAAUGAGUGUUUUAUCACAUUCAUUUUGUUUUUAUAUGAGUAGUUAACAUUUCUGAUUAUGAAAUAUAUGGGAAUUGCGAGAUUUGUUAUUGUUCGUCGAUUUUCUGCAUCUAUCAAAACUUAACACAAUAAAAAAAAUUUUUAUUGUUUCAACUAUACAAAUAUAUAUAUAUAUAUAUAUAUAUAUAUAUAUAUAUAUAUAUAU
Messenger RNA from Diorhabda sublineata, 5201 nucleotides. RefSeq names its product kinase suppressor of Ras 2 (gene ksr). Gene Ontology annotation, molecular function: protein kinase activity; ATP binding. The coding region runs from base 130 to 2829 and encodes 899 amino acids. Gene Ontology annotation, biological process: protein phosphorylation. NCBI's taxonomy places the organism in Eukaryota, Metazoa, Arthropoda, Insecta, Coleoptera, Chrysomelidae. The transcript is spliced from 14 exons. The record is from RefSeq and is a predicted model, not a curated record.